UGUAGAGUCCGGAAACGGGGGGAAAUUCAAACUUGGUAAUUUUUCCGUUGCCAACCGUCACAUAAAUAGUGGGAACGAAACUGCGUUGUUAUUGUCGGCCGCAUGUUUUCAUUUGGCACGGCACCACGUUACGAACACGUUACGUUUAAUUAUGGGAGUUGAGGUCCAGAACAAAUUGUACAUUCGUCUGCCGGUUAAGAUAACUGAGGAGCUUCAAGUCAAGGAGCUGCACAAGAACAUCGUCGAAGUAUCGCUGGCCAGACAGAAAUCGGCCCGCUGGUGCAUCGCUAGGUUCGAAAGCGAGGACAAGUUGAGAGAGGCACUCAAGGAUUUAAAGCAGAAGAAAAUCAACGGGAAGUCUAUCGUUGCCAAAAUAUACAGGAAGGAACGGCCACACAUCGUUGGCACAGAUACUGAACAGCUGAAGAAACUAAUCAAGUCACAAUUUGCUUAAUAAUGGGAGGUUCUUUUAUCGGCAACCCCUAUGGGGAGUACUAUGUAGAGGAUGACGAGGUGGACUUUGAUGUAAUUAUACCGGCAGAAGAGGUGGUGGAGUUACCUCCACCCUCUCCUGACGAAGAUUUAGUUUAUGAAAGCCCUCCGGAUACGGAAGACGAGGAGUAUUACUACGACGAUAUGAUGGACGCCGACGCAGACGUCGAUCCCGAAUACACUUACGACUCUGCAAAUGGUUCGUCGUCUUCUGAUGAUGAAGAUGUUGAUCGUCAUGUAAUGACUCCUCUUGAGGAGGCCAUCAUCGAUGCUCUUGAGAUGGAAGCCGCCAUGAGCUCCAAAUCCUCGGAUUCUGACACCGAUUGAUUGAGCGUUUUGGAAAUAAUGACUUGUUUCGUUAUUUUGAUCUGUACAAUCAUCGACAUCGCUACAUCGGAAAAGUAAAAGUUUAAAUUUUAAAAAAGGCUGUAAAAGGUUGAUGUUCAGUUUUGGUUUUUCGUUUAAUUUUAACGUAGAAAUUUGAAAUUAUCACAUAACUUGGGCUAAUAUUUGUACAGGGUAUAUUUUAAAUAAUGUUGAGAAGUACUGAUAAAGGAUAAUAAAGAAACGACUCAUUUGCCAAACCACAAAGUUCUGCCUCAGAACGCCGACACCCCCUGGAAUCUCGACCCCAUUCAUUAGUAGCCUUGUUAAUUUGUUAAUUAAAUCAUUCCAUAAUCGAUGUUUCAGUGUUUUUAUUUGGUCUUGAUUUCAUUGUGGUGUCGGCUUGAGUGUAAAGUUUGUUCCUACCACAUAGUUUGUAUAAAUGUCUGAUAUUAAAAAACCAUAUAAUAUAUGAAAUAUUGUAUAAACAAAUAUAUAUAUAUAGGUGUGUUUUCAUGCGGUCAGGCACUUCCUAAGUUCCGAUCGCAUUAAUUAUAACAAAAUAUGGAUGUAUAAGCGUACUCACAAAUUGGGUGUAUUAAAUAUAUCUAGAUAUAUAUGUAUAUGUAUUUUAAUUUGUUGAAAAAAUUAGUUUUUUUAAAAUUCACAUGUACCAAAUAAAUAAAUAUAUACUAUUUAUGUUAAAA
Aethina tumida (small hive beetle) is the source of this 1523-nucleotide messenger RNA. RefSeq lists its product as uncharacterized. Lineage: Eukaryota; Metazoa; Arthropoda; Insecta; Coleoptera; Nitidulidae. The transcript is spliced from 4 exons. Bases 457 to 819 code for a protein of 120 amino acids. The record is from RefSeq and is a predicted model, not a curated record.